AUGGCUCAAAUGAAUCCCGAAUUUAUGGAGGCGCUAUCCGCAAUGAUCGCGCAAGCACUCAAAGCAUCCAUCGCGGGUGCCAUCGAUCAGGUCAAUGCUGGUCAACAGGUUCCGGCCGGAGACGCUGCUGCUCCAUCGCCGAAAGUACCACCGUUCACAAUGCCAGAGUACCGUCCAUCCGAAGGAACGUCCGUCGCUGAUUACUUCAACCGAUUCGAGUGGGCAUUGCAGCUGAGUCACAUUCCAGAAGCCCAGUUUGCACCCUUUGCACGAGUUCACAUGGGAGCUGAACUCAAUAACGCUUUGAAAUUCCUUGUUACACCCCGUGAUCCUGCUGAGAUUCCCUAUACCGAGUUACGUAACACCCUGGUCAACCACUUCGAUCGUGCGAAAAAUAAAUUCGUCGAGAGCGUCAAAUUCAGACACAUCGUACAGCAAAAGGACGAAACCGUCGCACAGUUCGUUCUUCGUUUGAAGCAAGCACGAGAUAUCUGUGACGAAAUCAUCGCGAAAAACCCGGAAACGUUCAACGCUGCGUACGACAUCGCCCACAUGCUGGAAGCAACCCGGAACACGACACGAGAAGUCAACACGUUCACACAAUUGACGUAUUCAGAAGCUACUAACAAACUUGGCUACGAGAAGCCGAGAGCUAAGAAACCCCAACCUUAUCAUCCCACGACAUCCUCUCACCGGGAACAACAAGAAAAUAAAUCAGACGACAGAUAUCGAACCAAAAGUCACCCGAACAAUGCUGGUGGAUCAGGUUCCUGCAACGGCUGUGGUGGACAGCAUCUGCGGAGUCAAUGUCGUUUCCGUGACGUCACGUGCAACGUCUGUAACAAGAAGGGCCACAUAGCCAAAGUCUGCCGAUCAGGAAAAUCGAAGUCCCAAUACUCUUCCACCGAUCAGGUUCAAACUCAUGAAAAUCCAGCUUCAGAAGUCGACUUGAUACAGUCACUGAGUAAAAUCCACAAUGUUUCUUCAACCGGAAAGAAAAUGAUCAACGUCGCAAUCGACGGUCACCGCUUGCAAAUGGAACUAGAUACAGGAGCACCGUGUGGAAUCAUUGCUGAAUCGACGCUGAAAAGAAUCAAACCGAAGUUUUCUCUGCUACCAACAGACAGACAGUUCUCAAGUUAUACUGGUCAUAUCAUCAACUGUCUCGGUCGUCUUCCUGUGCAUGUAUCCAUCGGAUCUACAACGCGCAGACUGAAUUUGUACAUUGUGUCCGGAGAGUCCGACUCUCUCUUUGGGCGUGAAUGGAUUGCGCAAUUCGCUGACGAAAUUAAUCUGAAUCGAAUCUUCUCUUCAAACACAUCCGUCAAUUCACUUACGAGCACUGAACUUACUCCGGAUCAAGCAACGCAUCUGUCGACUUUACUGGACAACUUUGAUAGCAUCUUCAGCGAUGUUCCAGGAAAGCUCAUAGGACCAUCAGCGAAAAUUCAUCUAAAACCUAAUGUAUCUCCAGUUUUCGUGAAAGCACGAGACGUACCUCUCGCACUACGUGAUCGAUAUGCAGCGGAGAUCGACAAAAAACUCGCUUUAGGAUUCUACGAAAAAGUAGACUAUUCCGAGUGGGCAUCGCCGACCCAUAUCGUUGUAAAGAAAAAUGGGAACAUCCGAAUCACCGGUAACUAUAAACCGACUGUCAACCCAAGGAUGAUAAUUGACGAACAUCCGAUACCGAAAAUUGAAACGAUCUUCAACAAAAUGAAGGGAGCUGCUUUGUUUUGUCACCUCGACGUAACCGAUGCUUACACGCACCUUCCAAUCGACAAUGAGUUUCGCCAUGUACUUACCCUCAACACUACGACGCAUGGGCUCAUUCGUCCCACAAGAGCUGUAUACGGAGCUGCUAAUAUACCAGCUAUUUGGCAACGACGCAUGGAGUCCGUUCUUCAUGGAUUAGAUAACGUCGUCAGCUUCUACGACGACAUUAUCGUUUUGCACGAAACUUCGACGAGCUUCUGCUAG
This is a messenger RNA of Toxorhynchites rutilus septentrionalis, 1980 nucleotides long. RefSeq lists its product as uncharacterized. The transcript has 2 exons. The record is from RefSeq and is a predicted model, not a curated record. Lineage: Eukaryota; Metazoa; Arthropoda; Insecta; Diptera; Culicidae. Bases 1 to 1980 code for a protein of 659 amino acids.